Molecule: messenger RNA, 2283 nt
Organism: Scutellospora calospora
Lineage: Eukaryota; Fungi; Glomeromycota; Glomeromycetes; Diversisporales; Gigasporaceae
Source: the annotation of a GenBank genome assembly
AUGACACCUUUUAAUCCAUCAUGUUUUUAUUCAAGGAUAUCAUCGAAGACAUUUCUAUCCAGUUUUAAGCUAUCGCAUGCAAGGUGUUUUGGCAUAAAACGAUAUGCUAGUACCGCUGCUAUAUUAUCUGGAACUUCACCGCAGAACGCUGAUCCCGCAGAUUUGCUUCGUCUUCAACGACUGCGUAAUAUCGGUAUUAGUGCCCAUAUCGAUUCCGGGAAAACAACGUUAACCGAAAGAAUACUUUAUUAUACCGGACGAAUAAAAGCGAUUCACGAGGUUCGCGGAAAAGAUGGUGAAGGUGCCAAAAUGGAUAGCAUGGAGUUGGAACGCGAACGAGGAAUAACUAUCCAAUCUGCCGCUACAUAUUGUAAUUGGAAUUGGAAAGAUCAUGGCGACUACAAUAUCAACAUCAUUGAUACUCCAGGUCACGUUGACUUUACAAUCGAAGUUGAACGCGCUCUUAGAGUUCUUGACGGUGCCGUGUUAGUCUUGUGUGGUGUCUCUGGAGUCCAGAGUCAAACUAUUACCGUAGACCGUCAAAUGCGUCGAUAUAACGUUCCUCGCAUAUCUUUUGUAAACAAAUUGGACCGUGUUGGCGCAAAUCCUUUUAACGUCAUUGAACAAAUUCGACAAAAGUUAAGAAUUACUGCCGCUGCUGUGCAAAUUCCUAUUGGACUCGAAGACGAUCUAAAAGGUGUCGUCGAUUUGAUUAAAUGGAAGGCUAUUUAUAAUGAAGGCAACCGGGGUGAAAAGGUUAUUGAGAAGGAAAUUCCAGAUGAUCUUAUCGAACUGGCAACUUCAAAAAAGCAGGAAUUGAUAGAAAAUCUUGCUGAUGUAGAUGAUCAAAUAGCUGAAAUUUUUUUGAUGGAAGAAACGCCCAGCACUGAACAGUUAAUGGAUGCUGUUCGACGUGCAACUAUUGCGAAUAAAUUUACCCCUGUUCUUAUGGGAUCAGCUUACAAAAAUACUGGUGUACAACGUGUACUGGAUGCUGUAUGCGCGUUUCUUCCUAAUCCAACUGAGGUACAUAACACUGCUUUAGAUAUAAGUCGAAAAGAAGCUCGAGUUGACCUAAUUCCAUAUUCGAAAAACCAUUUUGUUGGUUUGGCAUUCAAAUUGGAAGAAGGAAAAUAUGGACAAUUAACUUAUAUCAGAGUUUAUCAAGGUACUUUAAAAAAAGGCUCUUUUAUCACAAAUUCUAAAACCUCUAAGAAAGUCAAAGUGCCAAGGCUAGUUCGAAUGCAUUCAAACGAGAUGGAGGAUGUUGAAGAAGUUGGUGCAGGUGAAAUUUGUGCUGUGUUUGGUGUCGAUUGUUCUUCUGGAGAUACAUUCACUGAUGGAACUCUGUCUUAUACAAUGACUUCCAUGUUUGUUCCGGACCCAGUUAUUUCUUUAUCGAUCACACCAAAUGUUAAAGACUCUCCAAAUUUUUCCAAAGCUCUCAAUAAAUUUCAAAAAGAAGAUCCUACCUUUCGUGUUACAUAUGACUUGGAAAGUAAAGAAACCAUUAUCUCUGGAAUGGGCGAAUUACAUUUAGAUAUUUAUGUGGAACGCAUGAAAAGAGAAUAUAAUGUUGAUUGUAUAACAGGCAAGCCUCAAGUGGCUUUCAGAGAAACCAUAAAGUCAACGGCUAAAUUCGAUUAUACGCAUAAAAAACAGACUGGCGGAGCUGGUCAGUUCGGUAAAGUAAUGGGAUAUAUUGAACCAUUAAAUGAGGUAACGGACGAAGAUGAAGAGCCGCUCCCAGCAUUUGAAAAUAGAGUUGUUGGUGGACAUAUUCCUUCCAAUUUUAUUCCAGCUGUUGAAAAGGGUUUUCAAGACGGUCUAGAAAAAGGGUCUUUAAUCGGUCAUCCAAUCAAAAAUGUUCGAUUUGUGCUUGAAGAUGGAGCCCACCAUGCUGUUGAUUCAUCAGAACUUGCAUUUCGUCUUGCAGCAUUGUACGCAUUUCGAGAUGCAUAUAUGAGGGCCAAUCCUGUCAUUUUAGAACCUAUUAUGAGUGUAUCUAUUACGGCACCGGUUGAAUUUCAAGGAACUGUCAUUGGAAAUUUAAACAAGAGAAAAGGUACUAUUCUUGAUACAGAGGUUCAAGAAGAUCAUUUUAUUGUGACUGCAGAGGUUUCUUUAAAUAAUAUGUUUGGAUAUUCAUCAGAUUUAAGGAGCGCUACGCAGGGUAAAGGCGAAUUUACGAUGGAGUACAAAACACAUCAACCAGUCUUACCUUAUGUUCAAGAAGAAUUAAUUAAUGAAUAUAAAAAAAAGAAAUUAGCAGAAAAAAAAUAG